Molecule: messenger RNA, 1404 nt
Organism: Centrocercus urophasianus (Greater sage-grouse)
Lineage: Eukaryota; Metazoa; Chordata; Aves; Galliformes; Phasianidae
Gene: CPA6
Product: carboxypeptidase A6
Exons: 11
Biological process (GO): proteolysis
Molecular function (GO): metallocarboxypeptidase activity; zinc ion binding
Source: RefSeq, a predicted model, not a curated record
AUGAGUGAUGAAAGGAAGGCCAGAGAAAAGGUGGGACCUCUCUGGAAGGAAACUGAAGACCUGGAGAUGAGGGAUAUGGAGAAAGCUGAGGUGCUCAGUGCCUUCUUUGCCGCUGUUUUCACCAGCAAGGGCUUAGCCACACUGCCUAAGCUGCAGAAAGCAAAAGUAAGAAUGUGCCCCCUUGAUAAAGUCAUUCGUGUUGUUCCUGAGAGCGAGAGGGAGACACAGAUCCUGAAGGCUGCAUUUAACAGGCUUAAGGUGGACUUGUGGCAGCCCAGCAGCACCUUCCACAUCUCUGAAGGUACGGUCAUCGAUGUGCAUGUGCCACAGAACACGUCCCGAAGUCUGCUACCUUACCUCCAGCAAGCCAACAUCCACUACACGAUUCUCAUAUCAGAUCUACAGAAAGCAAUAGAAAACCAAACAGAACAGAGGGCAUCUAGGCAUCGAAGGUCUCUACCUGCAUAUAACUAUGAAGUAUAUCAUUCCCUGGAAGAAAUCGAGGAAUGGAUGUAUUAUCUGAAUAAAACUCAUUCAGAUCUUGUUCAUAUGUUCUCUGUUGGAAAAUCCUAUGAAGGAAGACCGCUGUUUGUACUUAAGCUAGGUAAAAGAUCACGACCUUACAAGAAAGCUGUCUGGAUAGACUGCGGGAUUCAUGCAAGAGAGUGGAUUGGCCCUGCCUUUUGCCAGUGGUUCGUGAAAGAAGCUCUUCAGACAUACCAGACUGAUCCUGCCAUGAAAAAGAUGCUAACUCAGCUGUAUUUCUAUGUCAUGCCUGUAUUUAAUGUGGAUGGAUACCAUUAUAGCUGGACAAAUGAUCGGUUCUGGAGAAAAACAAGAUCAAAGAACUCCAGGUUUUGGUGUCAUGGGGUUGAUGCUAAUCGCAACUGGAAAGUGAAAUGGUGCGAUGAAGGGGCCUCACUUCACCCUUGCGAUGACACCUACUGUGGUCCCUUCCCUGAGUCUGAGCCUGAAGUAAAGGCUGUUGCUCAUUUUCUUCGCAAACAUCGUAAACAAAUAAAAGCCUACUUGUCCUUCCAUGCAUACGCACAGAUGUUGCUGUACCCUUAUUCUUACAAAUAUGCAACUAUUCCAAACUUCAGCUGUGUGGAAUCUGCGGCCUAUAAUGCUGUUAAUGCUCUUCAGUCUGCCUAUGGUGUAAGAUACAGAUAUGGUCCUGCAUCCAGCACUUUUAGUUGCUGAUUCUCUAUUUCAGAUGUGAGUUCUGGCAGCUCUAUGGACUGGGCCUACAAAAACGGCAUCCCAUAUGCGUUUGCGUUUGAGCUGCGCGACACCGGGCACUUUGGAUUUUUACUCCCUGAGACACUGAUCAGACCAACCUGCACAGAGACCAUGCUUGCAGUUAAAAACAUCACUUUUCAUCUGCUGAAGAAAUGUCACUGA